AGGGUGAAGUGAAGAAGUGAAGCCUCCAAGUUGAACUACUAUGAGGUCAGAAGCCUUGCUGCUAUAUUUCACACUGCUACACUUUGCUGGGGCUGGUUUCCCAGAAGAUUCUGAGCCAAUCAGUAUUUCGCAUGGCAACUAUACAAGACAGUAUCCGGUGUUUGUGGGUCACAAACCAGGGCGAAACACCACGCAGAGGCACCGACUGGACAUCCAGCUCGUCAUGGUCAUGAACAGGACCCUUUACAUUGCUGCUAGGGACCAUAUUUAUACUGUUGAUAUGGACACAUCACAUACAGAAGAAAUUUAUUUUAGCAAAAAAUUGACAUGGAAAUCUAGACAAGCUGAUGUAGACACAUGCAGAAUGAAGGGAAAACAUAAGGAUGAAUGUCAUAAUUUUAUUAAGGUUCUCCUAAAAAGAAAUGAGGAUACACUGUUUAUCUGUGGAACAAAUGCAUUCAACCCUUCUUGCAGGAACUAUAAGAUGGACACACUGGAGUUCCUGGGAGAUGAAUUCAGUGGAAUGGCCAGGUGCCCCUAUGAUGCAAAGCAUGCCAACGUUGCGUUGUUUGCAGAGGGAAAGCUGUACUCCGCCACAGUGACCGACUUCCUUGCAAUAGAUGCAGUCAUAUACCGGAGCCUUGGAGACAGCCCAACUCUGCGGACAGUUAAACAUGACUCAAAGUGGUUGAAAGAACCGUACUUUGUCCAGGCAGUGGACUAUGGCAAUUACAUUUACUUCUUCUUCCGGGAAAUAGCAGUGGAGUACAACAGCAUGGGAAAGGUCGUUUUCCCAAGAGUGGCUCAGGUUUGUAAAAAUGACAUGGGAGGAUCUCAGAGAGUGCUGGAAAAACAGUGGACUUCCUUUCUCAAGGCUCGUUUGAACUGCUCAGUUCCUGGCGAUUCACACUUCUACUUUAACAUACUGCAGGCAGUUACAGAUGUUAUCCAUUUCAAUGGCCGAGAUGUUGUUUUAGCAACCUUCUCCACUCCAUAUAAUAGCAUCCCUGGUUCUGCAGUCUGUGCCUAUGACAUGCUUGACAUUGCCAAUGUAUUUACUGGGAGAUUCAAAGAACAAAAGUCUCCAGACUCGACAUGGACACCAGUUCCUGAUGAACGAGUGCCCAAGCCCAGGCCUGGUUACUGUGCUGGUUCUACAUCAUUAGAAAAAUAUGCAACCUCUAACGAGUUCCCAGAUGAUACUCUGAACUUCAUCAAAACACAUCCACUGAUGGACGAAGCUGUACCUUCCAUUGUCAAUCGACCCUGGUUCCUGAGAACGAUGGUCAGAUACCGCCUAACCAAAAUUGCUGUGGACUCUGCUGCUGGGCCGUAUCAGAACUACACCGUGGUUUUCUUGGGAUCAGAGAAGGGAAUCAUCCUGAAGUUCUUGGCGCGGACAGGAAACAGUGGUUUCCUAAAUGACAGCUUGUUCCUGGAGGAGAUGAACAUUUACAAUCCUGAAAAGUGCAGCUAUGACAGCAUGGAGGACAAGCGGAUCGUGGGCAUGCAGCUUGACAAGUCCAGCGGUGCCCUGUAUGUUGCCUUCUCCACCUGUGUCAUCAAGGUUCCCCUGGGACGUUGCGAGCGUCACGGCAAAUGCAAAAAGGCCUGCAUAGCAUCCAGAGACCCCUACUGCGGAUGGGUGAAGGAGAGCGGGGCAUGCACACAGCUGGUCCUUGGUUCCAAACUUGCAUUUGAACAGGACAUAGAACAUGGCAAUACAGAUGGCCUGGGUGACUGCCAAAAUUCCUUCGUAGCCCUGAAUGACAUUUCAACUGCUUCACCUGAUCAUGAAAUGUCUUACGACACGGUGUAUGGACACUCCAGUUCCCUAGUCCCAAGCACCACCACUUCCGACUCUCGCGCUCGACAGGGUUAUGAUGCUAGGGGACGCAUGCUGGAUUGGAAGGAUCCGCUUGGUUCAUCUGAAAAUACAGAUCCAUAUGUGGCAGUUUCAUCCCAUAAUCAUCAAGACAAGAAGGGAGUGAUUCGUGAGAGUUACCUGAAGGGUCAUGAUCAGCUGGUGCCCGUCACCCUGUUGGCCAUUGCUGUUAUUCUUGCUUUUGUCAUGGGGGCCGUCUUCUCGGGAAUCAUAGUGUACUGCAUCUGUGACCAUCGCCGCAGAGACGUGGCUGUUGUGCAGAGGAAGGAGAAGGAGCUGACCCACUCCCGCCGUGGCUCCAUGAGCAGCGUUACCAAGCUCAGUGGCCUCUUUGGGGAUGCUCAGUCCAAGGAGCCAAAGCCUGAAGCUAUCCUCACACCUCUGAUGCACAAUGGCAAGCUGGCUACCCCAGGCAGCACUGCUAAGAUGCUAAUCAAAGCUGACCAACACCAUCUGGACCUGGCUGCCCUGCCAACCCCUGAGUCCACCCCAACCCUGCAACAGAAGAGAAAGCCCAGCCGUGGCAGCAGGGAAUGGGAGAGAAACCAGAACCUCAUCAAUGCCUGCACAAAAGAUAUCCCCCCAAUGGCCUCGCCCGUGAUUCCAACCGACCUGCCGCUCAGGGCUUCUCCUAGCCACAUUCCCAGUGUUGUGGUCCUGCCCAUAGCCCAGCAAGGCUACCAGCAUGAAUAUGUUGACCAGCCAAAAAUGAGUGAUGGGGCUCAGAUGUCUGUGGAGGACCAGAAUGCCACCCUUGAGUACAAAACUAUCAAGGACCAUCUCAGUAGCAAAAGCCCCAGCCAUGGGGUUAACCUGGUGGAAAAUCUUGACAGCAUGCCACCAAAAGUACCCCAGCGGGAAGCUUCCCUUGGGCCUCCAAGCACCUCACUAUCGCAGAGUGCCCUGAGCAAGCGGCUGGAGAUGCACUCUUCUGCUUACAGCGUGGACUACAAAAGAAGCUACCCUACAAACUCGCUCACAAGAAGUCACCAGACAUCGACCCUCAAAAGAAACAACACUAACUCCUCUAACUCGUCCCACCUCUCCCGCAAUCAGAGCUUCGGCCGGGGCGACAACCCACCACCGGCCCCGCAGCGAGUGGACUCCAUACAAGUCCACGCUGCUCAGGCACAGGCUGUGACUGUAUCUCGGCAGCCGAGUCUCACCACCUACAACUCGCUGACGAGGUCAGGGUUGAAACGCACACCCUCACUAAAGCCAGACGUACCUCCCAAACCUUCCUUUGCUCCACUCUCCACGUCCAUGAAGCCCAACGAUGCUUGUACAUAA
This is a messenger RNA of Cariama cristata (Red-legged seriema), 3175 nucleotides long. It is a transcript of the gene SEMA6A, whose product is annotated as sema domain, transmembrane domain (TM), and cytoplasmic domain, (semaphorin) 6A. Bases 41 to 3175 code for a protein of 1044 amino acids. The record is from RefSeq and is a predicted model, not a curated record. Gene Ontology annotation, molecular function: chemorepellent activity; semaphorin receptor binding. The transcript has 19 exons. Gene Ontology annotation, biological process: negative chemotaxis; semaphorin-plexin signaling pathway; neural crest cell migration. Lineage: Eukaryota; Metazoa; Chordata; Aves; Cariamiformes; Cariamidae.